GGGGACAACAAUUACGCCUACCCGACUUGGCUAUACUGGCGACUUCUGGGAGUCGAAGGCGAUUAUCCUUUCCGACGGCUAGUGGAUUUUACAAUCACGUCUUUCAUUACGAUUUUAUUUCCCGUGCAUCUUAUACUUGGAAUGUAUAAAAAGCCCAAGAUUCAAGUCUUCAGGAGUCUGCAUUUCACAUCGGAAUGCAUUUUCUGCACCUAUAAGUUUUUCUGUUUUCGUUGGAAACUUAAAGAAAUUAAGGCCAUCGAAGGACUGCUCCAGGAUCUGGAUAAUCGAGUUGAAAGUGAAGAGGAACGCAACUAUUUUGACCAAAUUCCAAGUCGUGUGGCUCGAAUGCUCUCAAAAAGUUACUUGGUAGCUGCUAUAUCGGCCAUAAUCACUGCAACCGUAGCUGGUUUAUUUAGUAAUGGUCGAAAUUUAAUGUAUCUGGGUUGGUUUCCCUACGAUUUUCAAGCAACCUCGCCAAUCUAUUGGAUUAGCUUUUUCUAUCAGGCGCUGGGCUCUAGUCUGUUGAUUCUGGAAAAUCUGGCCAACGAUUCAUAUCCGCCGAUCACAUUUUGUGUGGUCACUGGACAUGUGAGACUAUUGUUAAUGCGUUUAAGUCGAAUUGGUCACGAUACAAGGAUAACAAGAUCGGAAAAUACCAGAAAACUCAUCGAGGGUAUUCAGGAUCACCGGAAACUAAUGGAGAUAAUACGCCUACUUCGCAGCACUUUACAUCUUACCCAACUGGGCCAGUUCCUUUCCAGUGGAAUCAACAUUUCCAUAACACUCAUCAACAUCCUGUUCUUUGCAGAAAACAACUUUGCAAUGCUUUAUUAUGCGGUGUUUUUUGCUGCGAUGUUGAUAGAACUAUUUCCAAGUUGUUACUAUGGAACUCUGAUGACAAUGGAGUUCGAUAAGCUACCAUACGCCAUCUUCUCCAGUAACUGGCUUAAAAUGGAUAAAAGAUACAAUCGAUCCUUGAUAAUACUGAUGCAACUAACACUGGUUCCAGUGAAUAUAAAAGCAGGAGGUAUUGUUGGCAUCGAUAUGAGUGCAUUUUUUGCCACAGUUCAAAUGGCAUAUUCCUUUUACACUUUAGCCUUGUCAUUUCGAGUAUAG
Messenger RNA from Drosophila mauritiana, 1116 nucleotides. It is a transcript of the gene Or33a, whose product is annotated as odorant receptor 33a. Gene Ontology annotation, biological process: sensory perception of smell; detection of chemical stimulus involved in sensory perception of smell. The transcript is spliced from 2 exons. Lineage: Eukaryota; Metazoa; Arthropoda; Insecta; Diptera; Drosophilidae. The annotation marks the transcript as partial. Gene Ontology annotation, cellular component: plasma membrane. Gene Ontology annotation, molecular function: odorant binding; olfactory receptor activity. The record is from RefSeq and is a predicted model, not a curated record.